GAAAACGGAAAAUGCAUUUAAGAUUUAAGUUUUAUAUUAAGUUGAAAAAGAGACAACUUACAAGAUAACAGUGGUUAUUGUCAUUGUGAUUUAUUUGAUCAUACACAGUUUAUAUCUCAGUAAUUGCUGAAAGAUAAAAAAAAGACAAAUUGUAUUUUAUUUUUGAAUAGGGAGGUUGCCGCUUGGUAGUGACACACAUUAAAGUGCCCGGAUGUGUUCCUGAUAUCGAGGAUGCAUCGAGUGCAGACUUGAGAGAAUCGAGCCAUUAGAAAUCCCAGAAGACGCUGCGGGCUGCUGGUGUACGGCAGCCUGUAAGCUUUAAACUCGCUCUCGCAAAUACUUGGAGGCUCUUGAAGUUGAAAGCAAACAUUUAUCGUUUUGUUUUGCUUAAUUUUAAUAAAGUUAUAAGACCCGGAGAAAGUCUGCAUUUUUAUAGGCAUAUUAAAAUGAAUCUUAACAUAGUCAUAGUUAAACAUAUAACGCUGUAAAAUACAAUUAUAUGAAAAUAAUAUCUGUAAUAGUAUGAAAUGUUUUAAUAAGUUAUGACAUUUGUUUGUAAUGUUAUGUUAUAUUUAUUGUUCAUUGGUCACUGCUUAUGCUGAGACCAUGCGGUCAGAUAAGCAAGAACACAGGACAUCUCAAUUCUCAUAAGGGUGCGUUCUCUGCGUAGGAAUUGAGGAACAGCCUUGUGACGCACAACGUAAGUGAAAACGAAAGUAUGCUAUUUCAGUGUACUGAGUGAAAGAAAGCAGACAGAUUUGAAGUUCCAAGAUGAGCACUGUAACAUCAAGCUUGAAUAAAUGGCAGAAGAAGCAGCUCUGCUUAUUGUUCAACAAUGCCAACCUCAGCCUGCUGUUCAAAGCCAGUGUGCAUGGCUACAAUGCCACUGCAUUUCACCAAAAAUGUAAUAUUCAGGGUCCAACUGUUAUUGUAGCUUACAAUAAGUCUGGAUAUGUUUUUGGAGCUUUUACUAGCAAGGAUUUUCGUCAAAUCAACCAAAAUGUUGUGGAUGACAAAGCUUUUCUCUUCAGCUUUAAUGACAAACUAAUUCAAGAAGAUCCUCUGCGUGUGGUCAGUGGAAAUCCCCAGUAUGCUUUCACUGACAAUGGUCCAAACUUUAGCUCUUUAGUGUUUCUUCACAAUAAUACAGCCACCGUCUACAGUAAUCCAGGAACAUACCAAUUUGAUCCACAGAAGAUGCAUGGGAAUGACUUACAGCUGACAGAAUGCGAGGUUUACAGAGUGGAAGAUAGUGGAGGACUCAUGGAGAAACCAUGGAGAAAUGUGCAGUGGAACUCUGAGAGGAGACAGGCACUCUUGAGCACCAUCUCUGGCUGGAAGCCUUCUGUUAGCUCAGUCAAACAGGCUCGGAUUCUUUUGGUGGGUCCGGUAGGGGCUGGGAAAUCAAGCUUCUACAACUCCAUCAACUCUGCAUGCAAAGGUUACGUGAGCAUUCAGGCCAACACUGGCACUGCUGGCACCAGUUUGACUACUCAGUUCCGUACCUACUACAUAAAGCCAAGCAACAGUGUCACCCAUGUUCCCUUCACUCUGUGUGACUCGAUGGGUCUGGAGGACGGUGAAAACACUGGUCUGGAUGUAGAUGAUUUUACCAGUAUUUUGAAGGGUCACAUUAAAGACAAGUAUCAGUUUAACCCAUCAAUGCCUAUACAGCCAGACUCCCCUCAUUUCAAUAAAUCUCCUGGCUUGAAGGACAAGAUUCACUGUGUGGUGUUUGUGAUUGACAUCAGUAGAGUCAAACUCCUCUCUGACAAAAUGAUCGAAAAGUUUGUGGUUUUUCGAAAGAAAGCCAACCGUCUAUGUAUUCCUCAGCGGGUUCUGCUGACUAAGGUGGAUGAGGCCUGCCCCUUAGUGGCGGAAGACCUGAAAAAUAUCUACCAGAGCCACUAUAUCAACAAAAUGAUGCAAGAGAUUACCACUAAGCUUGGAGUUUCUCUGUCUGCUGUGGUCCCAGUGAAAAACUACUACCAAGAACUGGAAAUAGACUCUCAAACUGACAUACUGCUUCUAAAUGCUGUUGUUCAGAUGCUCAGAGCUGCUGAGGGCUAUUUUGAUGAUUUUUACAACCCAGAAGAGAGGUCUGAGUAAAAACCAUUUUCCCUGUCUGACCAAAAGAUUUUGAAAAUAAUCAGUAACACACAAAUGGUGUAGAAACAGUUAUCUGCCAUUAACUUAACAAAUAAUUACAAAAACAGCAUGUAACAUUAAACAUAAAAUUUAAGAAACAGAAACAAUAAAAGUAGAAACACUAAAAUAGUGUUUUUUUUGCAAAACAUAAAAAUCAUCUCUUCGUUUACACACAUAUUCACAUGUGACAAGCUCAUCUCUGUACUCAGAAUCAGCAGAACGCAUCUCUCCAUGUUGAGAAGGUUUACAAACUGUCUUUAUAAACUAAAUUGUCCAGCUGUAAUAGGUGUGGUUUAUUUACACCUUUAUCUUGUCUUAUUAAAUGCUGAGAUUAUAAUAUUGUGCCUUCAAUCAGUGUAUAAAUACAUUAAAAAUAAUUGCUUAUGUUGCAA
Onychostoma macrolepis is the source of this 2540-nucleotide messenger RNA. RefSeq names its product interferon-induced protein 44-like. The coding region runs from base 772 to 2109 and encodes 445 amino acids. NCBI's taxonomy places the organism in Eukaryota, Metazoa, Chordata, Actinopteri, Cypriniformes, Cyprinidae. The transcript is spliced from 8 exons. The record is from RefSeq and is a predicted model, not a curated record.